Clupea harengus (Atlantic herring) is the source of this 1977-nucleotide messenger RNA. It is a transcript of the gene kynu, whose product is annotated as kynureninase. Gene Ontology annotation, biological process: NAD+ biosynthetic process. Gene Ontology annotation, cellular component: cytoplasm. The record is from RefSeq and is a predicted model, not a curated record. NCBI's taxonomy places the organism in Eukaryota, Metazoa, Chordata, Actinopteri, Clupeiformes, Clupeidae. Gene Ontology annotation, molecular function: kynureninase activity; pyridoxal phosphate binding.
GUAUGUUGCAAAUUACAUGUCUGAGGUGGACUAAGGAACGCAAUUGGCAAGUGGUCCAAAGAAAAUGAUUAGCCAAGCUGACCUCCAUUUCGUGUUUACAGAGAGAGAGACAGCCAGGGUGAAAGAUCACUUUGAAAUUUGUCACUCACAGGCGAAGUUCAAUUGCAGUCCAGGUCCUGGAAAAAUCCGUCAAAGCAUUUAUGGAUCCGUUCACUGCGGCAACUGCGCGCGAGGCUAUAGAGCAAGUCGCAAAGUGUUUAAGAUGCAGUCCGGUCUCAUUUGAUGUUGCAAGAUUCCUUGACGACCACGACGAUUUGCGUCACCUGCGUGAAGAAUUUGUCAUUCCCAAAGUCUCACAUCUACCGCCGUCUGACCUCUCUCUUGUGGAUGGCUCAGAGGACUGCCUCUACUUUGUGGGAAACUCGCUGGGGCUGCAGCCAAAACUGGCCAGGAAGUACAUAGAGGAAGAGUUAGACAAAUGGGCACAGAUGGGUGUCCAUGGUCACACGGUGGGCUCUCGUCCUUGGGCCUGGGCCGAGAACAACAUCGAGCAGCUCAUGGCUAACGUCGUAGGUUCUACACGUGAUGAGGUAGCCCUCAUGAAUGGCUUGACAGUCAACCUUCAUCUUUUACUGCUCUCCUUUUAUAAACCCACAACGAAACGUCAAAAAAUUCUUCUAGAAGACAAGGCUUUUCCAUCCGACCAUUACGCUGUGGAAUCUCAGAUCUCCCUGCGAGGCUUCGACCCUGAGAAGAGCAUGUUGCUGAUGUCACCAAGAAAGGGCGAGCGCACGUUGAGGACAAAGGACAUCCUGGACACGAUUGAAAAGGAGGGAGAUUCAAUCGCUGUCAUCCUGUUCAGCGGAGUGCAGUAUUACACCGGACAGCUCUUCGACAUGGCCGCCAUCACCACGGCUGGCCAGGCCAAGGGCUGCUACGUGGGGUUCGACUGCGCGCACGCGGUGGGGAACGUGGAGCUGCGUCUGCACGACUGGGGAGUGGACUUCGCCUGCUGGUGCUCAUACAAGUAUGUGAACUCAGGAGCAGGUGGACUGGCGGGGGCUUUUAUCCAUGAGAAAAAUGCCCUCACAAUCAAACCAGCACUGACAGGGUGGUGGGGACAUCAAUUAAAAACACGUUUCCAAAUGGAUAACAAAAUGGACCUACUACCUGGAAUUAGUGGUUUCAGGUUGUCAAAUCAGCCAAUUCUUCUGGUGUGUCCACUACAAGCAAGCUUGGAGGUAUUUAAUAUGACCAAUAUGAAGGCCUUGCGCAAGAAAUCCGUCCUGUUGACCGGCUACCUGGAGUACCUGAUUAAGCACUACUACACGAAAGAUGAGACAAACCUACGCAAGCCCUACGUGGACAUCAUCACGCCGUCCAACCCAGAGGAGCGGGGCUGUCAGCUGUCCCUCUCCUUCUCUGUCCCCAUAAGCGCCAUCUAUGAGGAGCUGGAAAAGAGAGGGGUUGCCUGUGACAUGAGGGAACCCAAUGUGCUGAGAAUUGCUCCAGCCCCACUCUACAACGCCUUCUCUGACGUCCACCGCCUCAUCUCCACCCUGGGCCAAGCCCUGCAGGCUGGCUAUGAACUUCAGCAGAGCUAGCUAGCACAGCUCAAGUAGCUAGUGCUAACUAUAGCAUUCAACAACCCAUCCCCCCAGGUACACACAUCAUAUGAUGUUGAGACUUCAGGGAAAAUCAAAUCUUUGUGGGCAAUUUCUCACUGCGCUCAGUCCCCUGACCUGGUCUAGGCUGUUCCCACUAGUGAAUGUAAUCUCUGGCAGGUCAAACUUCAGGUCAGGGUUUGAGCUCCAGUCUCUGCUAAUCAACUGUGAUUUCAGUAUCAGCUCAGGUUUUAAACCAACAGUACCAAAGGUCAUGGGUUCAAUUCCCUGUUCACAUGGUGUGCAGUCAGAGAUGACAGAUAUAUGUGUCUGCUGAUUAAACAAAUGUGAUUGUAACCUCAGGAACGAACAA